UGCAUCAAAGUAAAGUUGAUAGAUUCUAAACAUUUUUCAUUAAUGAAGAAAGUAAGAUAAAUUUUGAGAAUUUUUAUGCCUGCCUCCAAAUGUAUUUUGCCUAUAUAUAGCUUGGCUACUUAGUGAUCUAUUCAUCAUCAUUUUGCAACAAAUAUAUGCUUGCAAAAACACUAGCUAGCAUUUCAUUCCAUACCUUCAUUCUGCUAUAUCUCUCUUGUGUUCUUCUCUUUAGCUACUUGCUUUGAUAAGAAGGAUUGAGAUGCCAAGACCAAGAGAUCCAUUGGUAGUAGGAAGGGUAGUGGGGGAUGUAUUAGACCCCUUUAAUAGAUCAAUAGCAAUCAGGAUAUCGUAUACUUCAAAGGACGUUACCAAUGGCUGUGAAUUUAAGCCUUCCGCUGUUGCUAGUCAACCUAGAGUUGAAAUUGGUGGUGAUGACAUGAGGACCUUUUACACUCUGGUUAUGGUAGACCCUGAUGCACCUAGCCCUAGUGAUCCUAGUUUAAGAGAAUAUUUGCACUGGUUGGUUACUGAUAUCCCGGGAACAACAGGAGCAACUUAUGGACAAGAGAUCGUAACAUACGAAGCACCUAGACCAACUGUGGGGAUUCACCGAUUUGUUUACGUGUUGUUCCGUCAACUUGGUCGUCAAACUGUGUAUGCUCCAGGGUGGCGUCAAAAUUUCAACACACGAGAUUUUGCUGAAAUCCACAAUCUCGGACUGCCUGUUGCUGCUGUAUACUUCAACUGCCAGAGGGAGAGUGGCUCUGGAGGCAGAAGAAGAUAAGAAUAUAUCUCCUAAAUGCAUCAUGAAAUAAAGUAAGAUAUCUUACCAAGAAGGUUAAGAAUGGCACUAGUAUUAUAUAUACUACUAUUUCUAUAUAGAUUGAUCAAAAUAUUAAUUCUACUAUGUAUACCCAACAACUGCUUAGCGCAAUUCGUUAGAACUCAUCUCAUGACAAGGUUGUGGUUCCAAAUCUCCAUGGAAAUCUGCUCCUUUGAAGGAUGAUGUACAAUCUAAGUUUUGUUCUCAUAGUUGGCAUGGUGUUUCUUUAAUUUUCAAUUCCGAUGUUGCUUGCUAGUGAUGAUUGCAUUGUAUCGUUUAAUUUUACACAUCCUCUCUCCAUAUGUCUCUGUGUGGGGGGUUUUGUGUUCUUCUAUAUUGAAGUGUCUUUUACUUGUGUUU
Papaver somniferum (opium poppy) is the source of this 1183-nucleotide messenger RNA. RefSeq names its product protein HEADING DATE 3A-like. Lineage: Eukaryota; Viridiplantae; Streptophyta; Magnoliopsida; Ranunculales; Papaveraceae. Bases 260 to 784 code for a protein of 174 amino acids. The transcript has 4 exons. The record is from RefSeq and is a predicted model, not a curated record.